AUGGCGACUGCUGCGGAGACGGAAGCCUCUUCGCCGACGGACCCGAGCUGCGAAAGUGGCGGCGGCGAGGAGGAGAUGAAGCGGGCGCUUCCGCAGCCCGAGUCUUCCCCACAAAAUGGCGGCGGCGGCGGCGGCCCCAGCAUCUGGGAGCCCGGCGGCGGCGGCGGCGCGGCGCCUGAGGAGACGGCGGCCCCGGCCACGGCGGGCGUCAGCCAAGAGCAGCCUCGGGACUCGGCUGAAGCGGGCGCGGCCGCUCUCCCCAAAGGUCUCGAAGAGCCCGAAAAACCCGUUAGGAGGAUUUUUCAGAUCCCCAGGAAGAGCAGAGAAAAGAAAGCACUUUUUCAGCCAUUAACUCCAGGAUCUCGUGAAUUUGAAGACGUUUUAAAUAUUCUCCAUUCAUCUUACCUUGAACCAACCUCAGUAACAAAUUUUAACUAUAAAUGUGCUUGCUUGGUACAUAAUGAGCUUCUGGAAAAAGAGUUUACAGAAAAACGAAGAGAACUGAAGUUUGAUGGCCGUUCAGAUAAAGAACUUUCAGAAUCCUAUGCAUUUUUAAUGGUUAAUCGCUAUCAGGUUCAAAGCAUAUGUGAAAAAGGACUACAGGUGGGCCAGUCCAAAAUAACAAUUCUUGGCAGUCCUUCCAUGGGUAUCUAUCUUUCUAGGUAUCCUGAUUUGUUACAAGCUAAUCCUUUGGAAGCUGGGACAGUGGGUGAUGUUAUUAUUUUUAAAGUAAUGAAGGGUAAAAUCAAAAGUAUAUAUGAACCCAUGGGUGUAAAAAGUUUGGAAUCUAAAAGUGCUUUGGAUCCAACACCAAAGCAUGAAUGUCAUGUGUCGAAGAAUGCCAAUAGAAUUACAUCACUUUUGGCUUACCGAGCCUAUGAGCUUACUCAAUAUUACUUUUAUGAGUAUGGCUUUGAUGAACUAAGGCGAAGACCAAGACACGUGUGUCCAUAUGCAGUUGUGUCUUUUACUUACCAAGAUGAUAUACAACCUCCGAAGUUUGUACCUUCAUUAAGAUCUAACAGCUUUAAUGCAGAUAGAAACACAGAUAAAUUUCAUUAUACCUUGUGGAAAGGACAGCUUUUAAAUAAAGGAAAGCUUUUGUGCUAUAUUUCUCUGAGGUCAGCCACUCGUGCUUUUUUGCCUAUCAAACUUCCUGAGAAGCUAGAUGUUGAAACAGUUAUGAGUAUUGAUCAUCUGAAACAGAAAAUUCCUCCAGCACUGUUUUACAGGGAAGCAUACUUCGGUUCAAAUGAAGUUUUGAAGAAUGGAAUGUAUUGCAGUCUUUAUGAAGUCAUAGAAAAGACAAGAAUUGGAAGUAACAUGGAGAGUUUACUGCAAAAACUAGAGAAAGAAAAACUUGUUCUUGUUAAACCUUUGGGUGACCGAGGAUACCUUUUUCUUCUCUCUCCUUUUCAAAUGGUUUCUCCAUAUGAACAUCAAACUGCCAGAUCUCGAAUCCUACAUGCUUUGUUUCUGUUUCAAGAAUCUAGAGGCAUAGUUACUUCACAAAAAGGUUCAACCAAUGUAGCACCACCGGAAAGACACGAGAGCAUGCAAGAUAUAUUAAAAAUAACUCAGUUUUUACAAUUUGCUUUGAUUCGGUGUCGAAAGGAAUUCAAAAAUAUAAAUAGUAUAAAUUUUCAUUCUGUCGUUGAAAAGUAUGUGAGUGAAUUUUUUAAGCGAGGUUUUGGUUCAGGUAAACGAGAGUUUACUAUGUUUCCAUAUGAUUCACGAUUAGAUGAUAAAAAAUUCUUAUACCCAGCUCCAAGAAAUAAAUCCCAUAUUGAUGAUUGUUUGCGCACCUAUAUUUUUCGGCCUGAAAUGUAUCAGUUACCUAUUUGUCAGUUAAAAGAGCUAUUUGAAGACAAUAGAAAACUUCAACAGUUUGGUCAACUUUCAGAUUAUGAAGGCCAUGAAGAAAUGAAUGGCACAAAAAAGAAAUUUGGGAAACGAAAUAACUCAAGGGGUGAGACUAUUAAACCUGGAAAGCAGAAGUCAUCUCACUCUUUGGAUUAUGAUAAGGAUAGAGUCAAAGAAUUGAUUAAUUUGAUUCAAUCUAGGAAAAAAAAUGUGGGUGGGGAUUCAGACACAGAAGAUACGAGAAGCAAAACUGUCUUGAAGAGGAAGCUUGAGGAUCUACCUGAAAAUAUGAGAAAGUUCGCCAAAACCAGUAAUUUAGCUGAAAAUUGCCAUCUGUAUGAAGAGUCUCCACAGCCCGUUGGCUCACUUGGGCGUGACACUGACUUGCAGCAGGAGGAUACCUCUAACUCUGGUGUUGCUGACAUCCAUAGGCUGUUUAAUUGGCUAUCAGAAACAUUAGCAAAUGCGCGCAAUUCUGAUGCAUCCCUGACAGACACAGUCAACAAAGCCUUAGGAUUGAAUUCUGAUGGUGCCUAUGAAGAGCUGAGGCAAAAGCAUGAAUAUGAAUUGAAUUCUAACCGAGAUAAGAAGGAAUAUGAGCAGCUUACUUGUGCAAACAUUGAAAAUGCACAUUUUAAGGGCACUCGGAGCCCAUUGCUAGACGCUGAUACAUCGUCUGUAAAAUAUCCUGUUGCUCUUUCUACCAGUGAAGUAGGCACUGACCAUAAACUACAUUUGAAAGAAGAACCAAAUUUAAUUAACAUGAGUAAUUUUGAAGAUUGCAGUUUGUGUCCCAACAUUCCCAUUGAACAUGGAUUCCAUAAACAAUCUAAGUCAAAUAAUGUUGAAGAGACUGAAAUACAUUGGAAACUGAUUCCAAUUACAGAAGGGAAUGAAAGAAGCCCAGAAGACCAGCUGGGGAAACAUGGUGAAAAACAAAUGCCAGGUAUGAAAUCACCAGAAGAACAACUGGUGUAUCUGCCACCACAGGAGACCUUUCCUAACGACCCCCGGGUAGUAAGUAGACAGAGAAGUUCUGAUUCCCAGUUUCCAUCCUCUCCAUUUACAGACACACUAAAGGGCACCACUGAGGAGAACGUGUUAACAGGUCAGGUGAUGACAGUGGAGGAGCAGUGUGUGCCAGCAGCAGAGCCGCCUGCAGUGAACGAAACCACAGAGAGCACAGUGUUAGGAGAAUACAAUAUCUUUUCUAGGAAGAUAGAAGAGAUUUUGAAGCAAAAGAAUGUUUCAUAUGUCAGUAGAAUUCCCACACCUGUCUUUUCAACACAAGAGAAGAUGAAACGACUUUCUCAGUUCAUAUAUUCUAAGACUUCCAAAGCUGGUGUACAGGAGUUUGUAGAUGACUUGCAUGAGAAACUAAAUUCUAUUAUCAAAGCAACAGCCAAGGGUGGGAAUUGGCCACCAGUCAGUCUUAAUGGUUCUGGUACUAAGAUAGCAUUGAAUUCUCUAGGAAGAUAUAUCAUACCAGUUUCCUCAAGUGACUUCAAUAAACACCUUGAACCACUUUGUAGUGAUACUUUGAAAAACACCAUCUCUACUGAGCAGCAUCCUUCAACUUUGGGUUUAACUGAAAUAGAAGUGAACCAGCCACACCAUGCCACGGAGCUAAUGGUGACUUCUGAUCAUACUGUACCUGAUGAUACUGCUCAGGAAACAGAAAAGGAAACAAAACCACCCAGUGAUGUAGACAUUUCUGCCCAGCCAGCUCUUUCAAAUUUUAUAAGCAAAUUAGAACCUGAAGUAUUUAACAGUUUGGUUAAAAUCAUGAAAGAUGUCCAGAGAAAUACUGUGAAAUUUUACAUUCAUGAAGAAGAAGAGAGCGUGCUCUGUAAAGAAAUAAAGGAAUAUCUUAUCAAGUUAGGCAAUACAGAAUGUCAUCCAGAACAGUUUUUGGAAAGAAGAUCAAAAAUAGAUAAACUAUUAAUUAUUAUUCAAAAUGAAGACAUUGCAGGCUUCAUUCACAAGGUACCUGGCCUGGUGACUUUAAAGAAGCUUCCCUGCGUUAGUUUUGCUGGUGUUGAUAGUCUGGAUGAUGUUAAAAAUCAUACAUACAAUGAAUUAUUUAUAUCUGGAGGUUUUAUUGUUUCCGAUGAAUCCAUUCUAAAUCCAGAAGUUAUCACAAUUGAAAACCUUAAAAAUUUUUUGACAUUCCUUGAGGAACUUAGUACUCCAGAAGGAAAAUGGCAAUGGAAAGUCCACUGUAAGUUUCAGAAAAAACUAAAGGAACUGGGCAGAUUGAAUGCUAAAGCUCUAAGUCUGUUGACGCUUCUGAAUGUCUAUCAGAAGAAACAUCUGGUUGAAAUUUUGUCUUACCACACUUGUGAUUCACAAGCUCGAAAUGCUCCAGAAUUGGACUGCCUUAUUAGACUUCAGGCUCAGAAUAUACAGCAACGACACAUUGUUUUUUUAACAGAAAAGAAUAUCCAGAUGCCCUCAAGUUAUACAGACAGUGGAAUAGUAGUUGCAUCUGCUGCAGCUUUUAUGCAAAACUUUAAAGAUCUCGUGGGCUAUCACAACUUGGUCACAGAAGAAAACCUUCCACUGCUUGGUGCUAAUGAGAAUCUUGAGUCGCAGUCAGCUCUUUUAGAAAACGAUGAAAAGGAUGAAGAGGAUAUGUCUCUGGAUUCAGGGGAUGAAAUCUCACAAAUAGAAGUGUACAGCAGUUCAGAAAUAUUGGCGAAAGAGACCAAAGGAUCACGUGGAACAGAUCAAAAUAAGAAUAUUCAAAUUGAGUUGCAAUCGUCUCUUGACGUGCAAAAAAGUUUAUUAGAAGAUAAGACUUAUCAAAUUGAUUCUGAAGAGAGAGCUUCUAUUGAUGUAAGCUCUGAAGGACAGAACAAUUCAGCUGAACAAGAUUCAUAUAGCAACUUUCAGGUUUAUCAAAAUCAAUUAAAUAUGUCCCAUCAGUGUAGUCAUUUUAAUGUCCUCACUCACCAGACAUUUUUGGGAACACCAUAUGCCCUUCCAUCAAGUCAGUCUCAAAGUGAAAAUUACUUUUUAUCUGCUUAUUCUGAAAGGUUGGGGGAAAAAUGA
Messenger RNA from Pipistrellus nathusii (Nathusius's pipistrelle), 4917 nucleotides. Lineage: Eukaryota; Metazoa; Chordata; Mammalia; Chiroptera; Vespertilionidae. The record is from the annotation of a GenBank genome assembly.